Molecule: messenger RNA, 325 nt
Organism: Scutellospora calospora
Lineage: Eukaryota; Fungi; Glomeromycota; Glomeromycetes; Diversisporales; Gigasporaceae
Source: the annotation of a GenBank genome assembly
AACCCAAGUGGUAAUACUAAUGCGAUCGAAGGGGAACGCUCCAACAGUACCUUUGAGAGAGGGAACGCUCUAACAGUACCAUUGAGAGAGGAGUCCGAGACAGUAUGGGGACAGGAAUGCACUCAACGGCCGUGGAUUGCUGCUGUGUCUCCCGAACAACUUUGGAACAGUACCGUCUCCAAUACAUCCGUAAAUCCACCGUUGAGCAGUGAUGAUGAUGUAGGACGAAAUAGUUGGACACGACAGGACGAGAAAGCAAGUCACAACCUACGAGAUCAACAACAAGAGUCCUCACUCACUCACGGUCAUUCCUUAGCGUCGGACG